CGCAUGGAGCGGCCCAGGUCCAGGAGUACCUCGGAGGCAGCAACAGCAACCAGCUCUGUGGCUCUAUAUGGCACCCACCACAGACUGGAGGGUGGAGAAACCAUGUCUGGAGCGAGCCCUGAGGACCAGCCUUUACGAGGAGCAGAAGGAAGGGCCAGUUCAUCUCACACAGAAGAAGAAUGUCCAAAUUUCUGGGAGAUGGAGCCCAUCCUCACCUCCGUCUUUGGGCAGGACCGAGAGCUACGGCCGGAGGAAAUUGAAGAGCUAAAGGAGGCUUUCCGGGAGUUUGACAAAGACCAUGAUGGCUAUAUCAGCUACAAAGACCUGGGAGAAUGUAUGCGAACAAUGGGCUAUAUGCCCACUGAGAUGGAGCUCAUUGAAUUGUCUCAGCAAAUCACUGGAGGGAAAGUGGAUUUUGAUGAUUUCGUGGAGCUGAUGGGCCCCAAGAUGCUGGCAGAGACAGCGGACAUGAUUGGAGUGAAAGAACUGCGUGAUGCCUUCCGGGAGUUUGACACAAAUGGCGAUGGGCAGAUCAGCAUAGCUGAGCUACGGGAAGCCAUGCGCAAGCUCUUGGGGCAGCAGCUGAAUUACCGUGAGGUGGAUGAGAUCCUCAAGGAUGUUGAUCUGAAUGGGGAUGGCCUGGUGGACUUUGAAGAGUUUGUCCGGAUGAUGUCUCGCUGAGCAUCAUAGCAGCUGGAGGCUGAAGUGCCUUACUGAGAAGAGAGAUCUCAAGCUGUCAUAUCCUCCAGCUUGCAUUCAGGAGCAAAGACAGCAUGCAAGCAUGACCAGCACACCCUGUGCACCCUGCCUGGAGCCAAACAGCCACUCCUAAAGCCCAGAGAUCCACACCAGCUUCAAAACCUUCACAAAGAUCUCCUGAACUAGAUUCCAGAUUGAUACCCUAUCUACUGGAUUAGAGACAGCCAUGAGCAUUUAUUACCCCACACCCUCCCAGGCUCCAGAUAUUGUCAUACCUUGCCUUUACUCGGCUUGCUGCAACAAUGACCCUCACCUCAACCAUUCCUUAAGAAGGGAGUAGGGUUAACCAACCAAUCUCCUCAACUGUUCUGUACGCACCUGUGUGAAACAUCCCAAAUACCUCCCUGACCUACUCCAAGAGAGGCUGCUUCUCUCCACCCUUUCCUUCUCUAAAUGGUGACUGUUUUUUGUUUUUAAAAAAACCCAUGUUGUUCAUUCCCCAUUGUGGCCUGAAUCUUGUCCCCCAUCUCUGGGAUAUCAUUGUAAAUGCCAUCAAUGGCUGUGCUCCCCAAGCACAGUGGAAGAGCAAAAGCAAUGCCCACUAGUGGCACUGAGUUGGCUGUUUCCCCAAACAGAAUGUGGCUUGUUCCACGGGCCGGGUGGCUGCUGUUAAGCCAGCCUUAGAUUGAAUGGGAUCCUGUGGUGAAUGCUUGUUAGGAUUACUGGAAGCUGUGGCUGUGGUCCUGAGGUGCUUCUGAAGUGGUAUAACUGGGAAUCUGGAAGGCAAAACUGUUGCCUUUUUGCCCUGUUCCCAGGGACUACUUCUGCUUUUCUCAACUGUACAUACCAUCAUGCUUCUUUACAGAUUGCCCUUCAGCUAGUGAAUAGGACUCAAAUAGUUACCACAUUCCCACCCAUAAUAAUGCUCUCAGAAGCCCAUAUCUCUGUGGUUUAAAAACUGCUCUGGAAAACCCUGGGGUUCUCCGGAAGCUUACCAGGUUUUCUCAGUGAGAAGAUCAGCUAAUGGUGGACUAGCUUCCCUAAAGGAUGGUUUGUCCACCAUUACCAAUUCGAUUCUGAAAUGCUCAGCCACAGGGAAGUGUUCUGUGUGUUCUAAUGUGCACUCUGCAUUCAUGCACAGUGAUGGGAACUCUUGAGUCCUGGCCAGCAUCCUGCAUGAAAAGAGGAAACACUGCAGAAGUCUCCCCAGAAUCCUCUGCAACACACAGAAAUUCCAAGGUUUCCCUCAGCGUGGGCAUCUUGAUGUGGAUAGGUUUCCCUGAAGCGGGAAAGUUUGAAAACCACUGCUAGAUACCACAGUCCCAUUGUUGGGAAGUAUUCUUCAUUUCAUCAUUGCAAACCUAACGGCUGCUGCUGCUGCUUUUCUCAACUCCACUUCCUGCUCUAGAUGAGAAGGCAAAUACCCUUCAGGAAAGAUGAUGGCUUCAAGCAAUUUCAUUUUGUUCCCUCAGUUCUGCAUGUGACCUACAUUCUUUUUCUCACAGAUGUGAUAUCGUGCAUUUGGCUGUAUCAAAACACAUAUUCAAAUGAGCUCAGUAAAUCCAGAGUUUACAGUGGGUCAGCUUUAUGUAUAUUAUCCACAGUUCCAACAAUUCUAAUAUGACUUUACAACUCUACCAUAAAGAUUGCUGUAUAGAUCACCGAUAUUCAUACGAGUAAAUCAUCACACAGAGAUAAGAACCUGUGGUUAUCUGUCGUCAUUAGGGCUGACACCUGAUUAAAGAAAACUUGAUUAAUUGUUUGGGUGCAAGUUGAUUAAUCAAGUUAUUAAAUCUGCACAAAUGUGUAUAUCAAUACAAUUGUUUAUAAGAUUAAUCACUUUGUUUUUAAGUGAUGCACAUGUGCCACCACAGGUAUUAUCUUAGAAGAUGUGUUACCUCCUAUGUGAGAGAAAAGGGGCACUGUCUGAGACAAAAAGGGAGUCUUCUACUUGGAAUUUUUAUAAUUACUAAUAUUUAAAAUGUCUUGAUUAGUUAGGGACACCUUUUUUACUAAAUCAAAAUGAUUUUGAUUAAUCUAACCAACUCGAUGACUAAGUGCUAAGCCUAAAUUCCACCCCUCUCCCCAGUUAAUUCCAAAAAACAGAGCGUCAGCAAUCAUAUCCCCCAAUCUGGAAGAUUUGUGGCAAAAUACCAUGUCUGUAGGUUUUGGUCAUUCAUUGGUGAGAUAAAUGCAUGCUGUGUAUGUUCAGAGGUACCCUUUUCCUUCAUCAUGUUCUAGGGUUCAGACCUGAUGAGAACCAGCUUUCAUUAAGCUAACAAUUUGCACUCUUCCUAACCCCCAGUUUGGGGUUAAUCUAUAAUGAAAUAUGCUGAAUAGAUGUUAUGUUUUUAAAAAUGUUUUGUGGAAUCAAAUUAAAUGACGUAGAAGAACCUA
Molecule: messenger RNA, 3096 nt
Organism: Hemicordylus capensis (graceful crag lizard)
Lineage: Eukaryota; Metazoa; Chordata; Lepidosauria; Squamata; Cordylidae
Product: calcium-binding protein 2-like
Exons: 6
Coding region: 4-681 (225 amino acids)
Molecular function (GO): calcium ion binding
Source: RefSeq, a predicted model, not a curated record